Messenger RNA from Colletotrichum destructivum, 252 nucleotides. RefSeq lists its product as uncharacterized. The transcript has 3 exons. Bases 1 to 252 code for a protein of 83 amino acids. The record is from RefSeq and is a predicted model, not a curated record. NCBI's taxonomy places the organism in Eukaryota, Fungi, Ascomycota, Sordariomycetes, Glomerellales, Glomerellaceae.
AUGCCUUCUUCCAAGGGAAAGCCUACCGACCCCGAGCUGAGAGAAGAGCUUAAAGAGGAAAUCAAGCAAGAGCCCAACAAGUCCGGCGGCGGCGAGGGGCAGUGGGCGGCAUGGAAGGGAUCAAAGCUGGCCAAGGAGUACGAGAAGCAGGGCGGCGGCUACGAGAACGAGGCCGGGUCCAAGAACGAGCCGAAGAAGGGCGAGCCCCAGAAGAAGAGCGAGAGCAAAAAGGCGUCCGAGACGAGAGAAUAG